Solea solea (common sole) is the source of this 913-nucleotide messenger RNA. It is a transcript of the gene rpz2, whose product is annotated as rapunzel 2. Lineage: Eukaryota; Metazoa; Chordata; Actinopteri; Pleuronectiformes; Soleidae. The record is from RefSeq and is a predicted model, not a curated record. Bases 143 to 829 code for a protein of 228 amino acids. The transcript is spliced from 2 exons.
GUCCUUCCUUUGACUGUAGGGAGGAAAAUGGUGGAAGAGAAAGCAAAACGGCUGUUGUAGUCAGAGGAACACCAACACUUUUAUCUCCGCUUCCAGACUCACUUUGUGUAGACCGUAAAGUGGCAGAAGAAAAGCAACGGUGAUGGCUGAUGCAGCAAAAAUCAAGAAAACUGCAGCCAAGGUGCUGUGCUGUGUGGAGAAGGUAUCAGGUUUUGCGUCCUCUUUCGACCCCAUCUUUGGCAUUGUCUCCUCCCUGGUCGGUUUGGCUCGCAAGGGCCUGGUUGAAGAGGAGGGCCACCCUCUGGACAAGGACUUCCAGGCGAUCCAUUCAAAGCUAGAGAGCAUUUCAAAGAAUAACCUCCAAUGCUUGAGGAAGAUCCGCAUCGAUGAGGUGAACGAAACCUACGGCAUGUAUGAGGAGUACAUCAAGCACCAGUACACGGCCUUCAACAACAUGGUGGCGCAGGUGAAGAAAGAUCCCGCCAACACUCAGCGCUACAUGGAGAUCUUUGAGAAGAUAUAUGAGAAAGACAAGAGCGACAUGAGUCUGGAUAUAUACUACCGUGGAGUGAUGGGUACAAACUUGCUGUUUGGAAGACCUCUGCUCAAGGUGUACCUGGACAACUGCGAGGGCGACCUCAAGAUCAUGGAGCACCGAUGUUCACACAUUGCCCACCUGUUCCACAUGGGACUCAUCGCACUCAUGGCCUACUAUGCCGUUACAGAGGACGAUGAAGAUGAGGUGCGGGACAAGUGGACUAAGAGGGUGGCGGACAUCCAGCAGAAGAUGCAGGAUGUGCUCAGUCAGUGCAAAGACAAGUCUACCUGAACAUGGACCACACUAAACGAAGACCAAUUAUGUUAUAAAUAUAUAAAUAUAUACAGUAUAUAUAUAUAUAUAUAUAUAUAUAUA